GCUGUUCGCAUACGGAAGAUUUUUCCGUUUCAAUUUUGUAACAUAGUUUUGGACGAGUGAUUAGUUAUAACUUAAAUUAACAAUGAAAUAUCCAACAAAUUAUUUAAAAUUAUUAAACUUUAGACUGCGCCAACAUUCCCACAUCACCAGAAAACUAAUACACACAACAAGCACAGAUACACCACAACUGGAAGUGAAAUUCUCAAAUGGCCGCAACCUUAUUAUGACUGCUGGAAAGUAUGCACGUUUUGCCAAUGCCACUGCUGUCUGUGAGAUGGGUGAUACCGCCGUUAUGGUCACCGCAGUUGCCAAAACAAAGCCAACACCAGGCACCAAUUUUACACCCUUGGUGGUAGACUACCGUUUGAAAACGGCUGCUUCUGGACGUAUACCCACCAACUUUCUAAGACGUGAAAUGGGUCCAUCAGAAAAAGAGAUUUUGUCGGCUCGUUUAAUAGAUCGUUCCUUGAGACCUUUGUUCCCAGCUGAAUAUAGAACAGAAACACAAUUGGUGUGUAAUAUGCUGGCUCUGGAUUCAGUAUAUUCACCAGAUGUUUUGGCCCUAAAUGCCUCCUCGCUAGCCUUAAGUUUAAGUGAUAUACCAUGGAAUGGCCCCAUAGGUGCUGUAAGAUUAGGUCUUUGUGAUGGUGAAAUUAUAGUCAAUCCCACCCGGCGCGAACUACAAUCCUCCCAAUUAGAUUUGGUGGUAUCAGCUACAAAACAAAACUUGGUUGUAAUGUUAGAGGGUAAAGGUAAUGUGGUGCUUCAACAAGAUCUUCUGAAAGCCAUUAAGCAAGGUACACGCGAAGCCCAAGUUAUAGUACAGGAAAUUGAGCGCCUGCAAAGAACCUAUGGCAAAGAGAAACGACCAUUAGAAUCGAUUAUGACGGUCGGUGAGGAAAUUGCUGCAGCUGUACGUAGCAUGAGUGAAAUGCGUUUACGGGAGAUAUUUCAAGAUGCCAAACACGAUAAAAUAUCACGUGAUGUGGCUGUAAACGAAGUGCGUUCCAAUGUCAUCGAUAAAGUAUGGUCAAGUUAUCCGGAUACCGAACCGGCUCUAAUAACUGAAGAAUUUAAUCGUUUGUGCAAAUCAAUAUUUAGAGAAUUGGUGUUUGAGACUCAAUUGAGAUGUGAUGGAAGGGAUUAUGACAGUUUAAGAAAUAUAAGCUGCCAGGUGGAUUUGUAUAAGCCUUUGCAUGGCUCGGCUCUAUUUCAAAGAGGCCAAACUCAAGUAUUUUGUACAGUAGCAUUAGAUUCUCAAGAGUCGGCCAUGAAGUUGGACACACUGUCAGCUUUGGAAAGUGGCAUUAAGGCGAAAAAUUUCAUGCUACAUUACGAAUUCCCUCCUUAUGCCACCGGCGAAGUUGGUCGUGUGGGCGGCGUUGGCCGGAGAGAACUUGGCCAUGGUGCAUUGGCAGAAAAAGCGCUUGUUCCUACCUUACCCAAUGAUUUUCCCUUUACCGUAAGACUGACUUCCGAAGUUCUCGAAUCGAAUGGCUCCUCUUCUAUGGCUACUGUAUGCGGUGGAUCUCUGGCUCUUAUGGAUGCUGGAGUGCCGGUAUCAGCGCCUGCUGCUGGUGUAGCCAUUGGUCUAGUAACCAAAUAUGAGAACAAUGAUACAAAACAUAUGCAAGAUUAUCGCAUUUUAACCGACAUAUUGGGCAUUGAGGAUUACAUGGGUGAUAUGGAUAUGAAGGUGGCAGGAACGCGCAAAGGUUUCACUGCCAUACAAGCUGAUUUGAAAAUUCCUGGUAUACCCCUCAAGGUUGUUAUGGAGGCCUUACAAAAAGCCACCGAUGCCAAAACGAAAAUACUAGAUAUCAUGGCAGAGGCAAUACGUGAACCAAGAAAAGUCAAAAAGGAGUGUUGGCCUGUAACGGAACGCAUAACAGUGGAACCUCAACAACGAGGUCAAGUUAUUGGUGCAGGUGGUAUAAAUUUAAAGAAAUUGUAUAUAGAAACUGGCUGUACAGCAACCACCGAGGAUGAAACCACGUUCACUUUGUUUGCACCCUCACAAUCGGCCAUGCAUGAGGCCAAAGAAAUGAUUGAUACGUUCCUGGUGCCCAAGGAGAGAAUACCUGAUUUGGAAUUUGGUGGCAUUUAUACAGCAAAAAUAACGGAACUACGAGAUACUGGGGUUAUGGUCAUUCUAUAUAAUGGCAUGCCACCAGCCUUGUUGCAUAAUUCGCAAUUGGAUCAGAGAAAGGUCGCCCAUCCAUCUGCUUUGGGACUAGAAGUGGGUCAAGAAAUACAAGUGAAAUAUUUUGGCCGUGAUCCUGUGUCAGGUUUUAUGCGUCUAUCCCGCAAAGUAUUGCAACCCACAGUUAGCAUAGUGCGUUCCCUUAAUAAAACCAAUCCCAGCGAAGAACAAAAUGAAAACCCGUCAUCCUCAUAGUAAAGAACUUCUGUUGAAUUUCAACACAAACAAAGCGAAAUAACUACCUAUCUAAUUAUUGUUAAUUUAAGUAUAUUUAAUAGUUGUUUUUGUUAUAAAGUAUUUUUGCUCUAAAACCCUGAAGAUUACAUUAUUCUUCAUAAAAAAAUGUAUAAACUACAUAAAUUCUAAAAGGAAGCUAUUAAGAAAACAUGUCAUAAGUUCGAAUUUUACUUCUCUUGAAUCAUAAAAAAUGUCUGCCAUUAGUUAAACCC
This is a messenger RNA of Stomoxys calcitrans (stable fly), 2652 nucleotides long. It is a transcript of the gene PNPase, whose product is annotated as polyribonucleotide nucleotidyltransferase 1, mitochondrial. Gene Ontology annotation, cellular component: cytosol; mitochondrion. The record is from RefSeq and is a predicted model, not a curated record. Gene Ontology annotation, molecular function: polyribonucleotide nucleotidyltransferase activity; 3'-5'-RNA exonuclease activity; RNA binding. Gene Ontology annotation, biological process: mitochondrial RNA 3'-end processing; mitochondrial mRNA catabolic process. Bases 83 to 2398 code for a protein of 771 amino acids. NCBI's taxonomy places the organism in Eukaryota, Metazoa, Arthropoda, Insecta, Diptera, Muscidae. The transcript has 6 exons.